UCCAAUUGCGCUUAUCGGCCGCUUGUAGUUGGCAACGCUCCUGCCUUCUCAGGUUAGUCCGUCGCGGGAGUGUGAGAACAGUAACAUCUCUGUCCGUUUCAGUCGUUGUUCAGAAGUUUUUAAUUUCGAACAAAAUGAGAGAAAUCGUACACCUGCAGGCAGGCCAGUGUGGAAACCAAAUUGGAGCUAAGUUCUGGGAGGUGAUAAGUGACGAACAUGGCAUCGACCCGUCCGGGACGUACCACGGGGACAGCGACCUGCAGCUGGAGAGAAUCAACGUGUAUUACAACGAGGCAACAGGUGGCAAGUAUGUCCCUCGUGCAGUGCUGGUUGACUUGGAGCCAGGAACAAUGGACUCUGUGAGGUCUGGUCCGUUUGGCCAGGUCUUUAGACCAGACAACUUUGUCUUUGGCCAGAGUGGAGCAGGUAAUAACUGGGCUAAAGGCCACUACACUGAGGGAGCCGAGCUGGUGGACUCGGUCCUGGAUGUGGUUAGGAAGGAGGCAGAGAGCUGCGACUGCCUCCAGGGCUUCCAGCUCACACACUCCCUGGGGGGAGGUACCGGCUCUGGCAUGGGCACGCUGCUUAUUAGCAAAAUCAGAGAGGAGUACCCAGACCGCAUCAUGAACACUUUCAGCGUGGUGCCCUCGCCCAAGGUGUCAGACACAGUGGUGGAGCCAUACAAUGCCACCCUGUCUGUCCACCAGCUGGUCGAGAACACCGAUGAGACCUACUGCAUUGAUAAUGAAGCCCUGUAUGACAUCUGCUUCCGCACGCUGAAACUCACCACACCCACCUAUGGCGACCUCAACCACCUUGUCUCUGCCACCAUGAGCGGGGUGACCACCUGCCUACGCUUCCCCGGCCAGCUCAAUGCUGAUCUGAGGAAACUGGCCGUUAACAUGGUGCCCUUCCCCAGGCUGCACUUCUUCAUGCCAGGCUUUGCCCCCCUGACCAGCCGGGGCAGCCAGCAGUACAGGGCAUUGACGGUUCCUGAACUCACCCAGCAGAUGUUCGAUGCCAAGAACAUGAUGGCUGCUUGUGACCCACGUCACGGGCGCUACCUUACAGUCGCCGCCAUCUUCCGAGGCCGCAUGUCCAUGAAGGAGGUGGACGAGCAGAUGCUCAAUGUUCAGAACAAGAACAGUAGUUACUUUGUGGAGUGGAUCCCCAACAAUGUUAAGACAGCCGUCUGCGACAUCCCUCCCCGCGGCCUCAAGAUGGCAGCCACUUUCAUUGGCAACAGCACAGCCAUUCAGGAGCUGUUCAAACGCAUCUCGGAGCAGUUCACCGCCAUGUUCCGCCGCAAGGCUUUCCUCCACUGGUACACGGGCGAGGGCAUGGAUGAGAUGGAGUUCACAGAGGCUGAGAGCAACAUGAAUGACCUGGUGUCUGAAUACCAGCAGUACCAGGAUGCCACUGCUGAGGAAGAGGGCGAGUUUGAGGAGGAAGGCGAAGAGGACAUGGCCUAGACACCUACCAUGCCCUUUUUCUCACUAUGCAAGAGUUUAGAGCUGAGCAAUAUGGUUCUAAUAAUUGUUGAAUUAUUGAUAAUUGGUUUAAAUCAGCAAUUUGGACAGCAAUUUUUUUUUUAAAUUACACAAUAAUUCCACUGAAAGUUGUAAAAUGAUUACAUUGAAAUAUUGUCCAGCCUUAAUAAGAGUGUAAAGGAUUUCUCCAGCCUUGGUUUUUAAAGGCUGUCUGUUCUGUUUUCACUUUUUUGCUGUUUCAGUUUUUCCUUUUCAGUGUUUCGUCCUUCCUGUUUUGGAUAUGAAUGUUUUCGACCUUUCCUAUUUGCUCUCUGUUUCGAGGGUAUAAUUUAAACGUCACUCCACCCUGAGUGACAAACAUGCAACAUUCAGCAUCAUAUAUUCAAAUUUAAAAAAGAAAACUGGGCACAUAAUAUUAAAAUUGUAAGUAGCUGGUGGGAAAUCAACUGCACUACUAACGGUUAAUGUAACCUCCCUGGUAUACAUAUGUUUCAGGAAAUUCCAUUUCUUGUCAUAUUUCAGAGUCCACAGACUCUUUCCUGUCCUGGAUCAGUUUGACUCGUAGCACUACAGCUCUGCCCAUUCAUAGCAGGCAUCUGCUGACUUUGUUGUCUCGGUGGUGAAGUGUGGAGUAGCAUAAAUGAACACUGUUAGUUCUUUUUCUUUUUCAAGCUGCAGGUUUGAAAUAUAGUUGUGAUGAAAGGGAAUGUAACAUUGACCAGUUGAAGGCACUUUUUGGCUAAAUUUGACACUUGUUCUGUUAGAUAUGGAAAGUCACUUUUUAGCAGAAUUCAUUCAUUUCAUUUAUUGAAAAAAAACUUGAAAAUGCACUAAAAGACUGAAAGCUAUAAAUAGUGUCAGGAACUGGUCACUGUUAUGUUACUCUCCGUUUGUACUGUGAUGUUACUGAUACUAAAGGUUUAGAUGGAUUUUAAUAAAGAUUUUUUGGA
Xiphias gladius (swordfish) is the source of this 2440-nucleotide messenger RNA. Its product is annotated as tubulin beta-4B chain. Gene Ontology annotation, cellular component: cytoplasm; microtubule. Gene Ontology annotation, molecular function: GTP binding; GTPase activity; structural constituent of cytoskeleton. The coding region runs from base 135 to 1472 and encodes 445 amino acids. Gene Ontology annotation, biological process: mitotic cell cycle; microtubule cytoskeleton organization. The record is from RefSeq and is a predicted model, not a curated record. The transcript is spliced from 7 exons. NCBI's taxonomy places the organism in Eukaryota, Metazoa, Chordata, Actinopteri, Istiophoriformes, Xiphiidae.